Messenger RNA from Tauraco erythrolophus (red-crested turaco), 471 nucleotides. The record is from RefSeq and is a predicted model, not a curated record. Lineage: Eukaryota; Metazoa; Chordata; Aves; Musophagiformes; Musophagidae.
AUGAGCGACUUCGACUACCUGAAGCUGCUGGGCAAGGGCACCUUCGGCAAAGUGCUGCUGGUGCGCGAGCGGGCGGCCGGGCGCUACUACGCCAUGAAGGUCCUGCGCAAGGACGUCGUCAUCGCCAAGGGAAACUGGGGAAACCGGGGAAACUGGGGAAACCGGGGAAACUGGGUUGGGGAAACCGGGGAGACUGGGGCCACUGGGGAAACUGGGGAAACUGGGAAAACUGGGGAAACUGGGAAACCGGGGAGACCGGGGAAACUGGGAAAACUGGGGAAACUGGGGAAACCGGGGAAACUGGGGAAACAGGGGAACUGGGAAAACGGGGAAACCAGGGAAACUGGGAAAACCAGGGAAACUGGGGAAACCAGGGAAACUGGGGAGCUGGGAAACUGGGGAAACUCAAGAAACCAGGGAAACUGGGGAAACUGGGGAAACCGGGGAAACUGGGGAAACCGGGGAAACUAG